This is a messenger RNA of Chara braunii, 556 nucleotides long. NCBI's taxonomy places the organism in Eukaryota, Viridiplantae, Streptophyta, Charophyceae, Charales, Characeae. The record is from the annotation of a GenBank genome assembly.
UCAGGCAUCACACAGAUUAACCUGAGCCAGCGCGGGCAGGAAGUGCGCCGGCGAAAUUGAAGAGGGGGAAGGGCGGAAGGGGACCAGGUGGCAGGUAAGGCGGGCCGGCGCGAAAACAGGCAGCCAUCGCUCCUCCCUCUACGACGGUGGGAAUCCGUCCCCUGGUCCGGUGAUCGACUGUGGAUCGAGGAGGGGUGGUGGUGUGAGCUGUGAGAGAGAGGGGUAGGGAACAAGGAGGGGAGGGGAAAAGAUGGAGGGAUGCACCUGCGCUAGCGCUCAAGGCGCCGCCAUCGCCGCGGCAGCUCCGCGUGCUGCGUGCCGACCGGUUGGCGCGAGCCGCUCGGCGGUCGCCGCACACUCUUCCUCCUCUUCCUCUUCCUCUCACGGCGGCGUGCAUUUCAUCGGUCUUCGUCGACUCGGCGGCCAUGCCCUCUCCUCCGAGUUGAGCACUGUUCAAGCCGACCCCUUUUCCGAUCUGCGCCAUUCAAUCUGCCAUGGGGGGGAGAGCGCGCAGGGCGCUCGGGGCAUCGUGACGGCCAUGGCGGGAACUGGAAAG